Messenger RNA from Drosophila ficusphila, 1847 nucleotides. RefSeq names its product inhibitor of growth protein 2. Gene Ontology annotation, cellular component: nucleus. Gene Ontology annotation, biological process: positive regulation of DNA-templated transcription. NCBI's taxonomy places the organism in Eukaryota, Metazoa, Arthropoda, Insecta, Diptera, Drosophilidae. The record is from RefSeq and is a predicted model, not a curated record. The transcript is spliced from 3 exons. Bases 222 to 1538 code for a protein of 438 amino acids.
UCUGCAAUAAUACUUACGCACACAUACGCACACACGAGUACAGUCGCAAGUUGCGACUCGCAACGCCAUACAAAAAGUUGGAACCUAGUGGAAACGGAGAAAGAUUUACCUAGCCAAUCCCUUCCAGAGCGCAGGACGACCAGCUUCCAGCCCAAAUCCCAGAUCCCACGUCAUCGAGCCGAUGUCGCGGCGGGAAUAGAUCAAAUCGCAGUCCAAACAAGAUGAUAAACCCCAUUGCAUCCGAAUCGGAGGCCAUCAAUUCGGCCACCUAUGUGGACAACUACAUUGAUUCCGUGGAAAAUCUGCCGGACGACGUGCAGCGCCAGUUGUCCCGCAUCCGCGACAUAGACGUGCAGUACAGAGGCCUAAUCCGCGACGUGGACCACUACUACGACCUGUAUCUGUCCCUGCAGAACUCCCCGGAUGCCGCGCGACGGUCGAGGACCAUCUCGCGAAUGCACCAGAGUCUCAUUCAAGCGCAGGAGCUUGGCGACGAAAAGAUGCAAAUUGUGAACCACAUGCAAGAGAUCAUUGACGGCAAGCUGCGCCAGCUGGACACGGACCAGCAGAACCUGGACCUGAAGGAGGAACGCGAUCGGUAUGCGACGCUCUUGGAGGAUGGGCAACCCUCAAAACUGCAGCGCCUGCAAAGUCCGAUGCGAGAGCAGGGCAACCAAGCGGGAACCGGCAAUGGAGGCCUUAACGGAAAUGGCCUGCUGUCAGCGAAGGAUCACUAUGCCUUGGGCGGCUAUGCAGGAGGAGUUGUGAGCGGUUCCAAUGCCCUGCCCUCCGGCAAUGGCGGUAGCUCAACGCCCAACUCAGAGCGCUCCAGCCAUGUCAGUAAUGGCGGGAACAGCGGCUCCAAUGGCAACGUCAGCGGAGGGGGUGGCGGUCCUGGCGGAGAUUUGCAGCGGACGGGCAGUAAGCGGUCAAGGCGGCGGAACGAGAGCCUGGUCAACAACGGCAGCUCGCUGGAGAUGGGCGGCAAUGAGUCCAACUCUGCGAACGAGGCCAGCGGAAGCGGCAGUGGCGAACGCAAAGCCUCACUGGGCGGCGGUAGUGGAGCGGGACAGGGACGCAAGGCCAAUCUACAGGCUGCAGCAGGCAACUUGGCCAGCGGUUCAGCGUCCACCAGCAGUGGGGCAGCAGGAGGUGGCGGUGCCGGCGGCAGUGGAGCAGGAGUGGUCGGUGGUGGCAACAAUUCCGGCAAGAAAAAGAAACGCAAGGUCCGCGGCUCUGGGGCUGCUAAUGCUAAUACGAGUACGCGCGAAGAGACGCCGCCGCCGGAGACCAUUGAUCCCGACGAGCCGACCUAUUGUGUCUGCAAUCAGAUCUCCUUUGGCGAGAUGAUCUUGUGCGAUAACGACCUGUGCCCCAUCGAGUGGUUCCACUUUUCGUGCGUUUCUCUGGUGCUGAAACCGAAGGGCAAGUGGUUCUGCCCCAAUUGCCGUGGAGAACGGCCCAACGUGAUGAAGCCUAAGGCACAGUUCCUUAAGGAGCUGGAGCGUUACAACAAGGAGAAGGAGGAGAAGACCUAGUGCACUUCGCCACAUAAACCCAUUGCUCUGUGUCAAACACCAGGCUCUGUAAAUUAUUCGAUCCUAAGAUUUACCUUAAUGUAUAUUUAAUGACCCGCGCAAAUACGCUCCCUCUCCCUAUCCGACUUUCCGUUCUUUCAUCCAGUCUAGAUCCCCUGCUUCAGUGGUUAAAGUUCUUCAGCUUUCAUUUAAUGUUUCUGUACAAAUAAUACCCUUAUCAAUGUAAACACUCACACACACACAGACUCGUAUAAUUAGAGGACACCUUAAUUUAAUUUACGGUAAUAAAAGUUGAUAUUCAAAACACAA